CUGAGCUGGAUGGAACGACAGCUGCCUGGCCUCGGGAACUCAAGCUGGGCAGUGAGGAGCUGAGUGGAGGCUAAUUUUACUCGCUCGGAGCAGGGAGAGCAAUCCUCCCACCCCCGCUCCCGCCCCUGCCCCAGGCUGGCUCAGCAGAGCAAGCCCAGCCGGCCCAGUCCCCAAGGCGGGGGCAUAGGGGACGCAGGGUAGAGAGGACAGUGGGGUGGGGGAGCAGGGGAAAGUGAGGUUGCCGGGGAAGCCAUGGAGCCGUCCUCGCCCCAGGACGAGGGCCUGAAGAAGAAACAGCCCAAGAAGCCUGUUCCAGAGAUUCUGCCAAGGCCGCCCCGGGCUUUGUUCUGUCUGACCCUCCAGAACCCCCUGAGGAAGGCCUGCAUCAGCAUCGUGGAAUGGAAACCCUUCGAGACGAUCAUCUUGCUCACCAUCUUUGCCAACUGUGUGGCCCUGGCCAUGUACCUGCCCAUGCCUGAAGAUGACAACAACUCUCUGAACCUCGGUCUGGAGAAACUGGAGUAUUUCUUCCUCAUUGUCUUCUCCAUUGAAGCUGCCAUGAAGAUCAUCGCCUACGGCUUCCUGUGCCACCAGGAUGCCUACCUGCGCAGUGGCUGGAACGUGCUGGAUUUCAUCAUUGUCUUCCUGGGGGUCUUCACCGUGAUCCUGGAACAGGUUAAUGUCAUCCAGAGCAACACAGCCCCAAUGAGCAGCAAAGGCGCUGGCUUGGACGUCAAGGCCCUGCGAGCCUUCCGCGUGCUCAGACCCCUGCGGCUGGUGUCAGGGGUGCCCAGCCUGCAAGUGGUCCUCAAUUCCAUCUUCAAGGCUAUGCUCCCCCUGUUCCACAUUGCCCUGCUUGUCCUCUUCAUGGUCAUCAUCUACGCCAUCAUCGGGCUGGAGCUCUUCAAGGGCAAGAUGCACAAGACUUGCUACUUCUCUGGGACAGACAUUGUUGCCACGGUGGAGAACGAGAAACCCUCACCCUGUGCCAGGACGGGCUCAGGGCGCCGGUGCACCAUCGACGGCAGCGAGUGCCGGGGCGGCUGGCCGGGGCCCAACCAUGGCAUCACCCACUUCGACAACUUUGGCUUCUCCAUGCUCACCGUGUACCAGUGCAUCACCAUGGAGGGGUGGACUGACGUCCUCUACUGGGUCAACGACGCCAUCGGGAACGAGUGGCCCUGGAUCUACUUCGUUACCCUCAUUCUACUGGGAUCCUUCUUCAUCCUCAACCUGGUGCUGGGAGUCCUAAGCGGGGAGUUCACCAAGGAGCGGGAGAAGGCUAAGUCCAGGGGAACCUUCCAAAAGCUCCGAGAGAAGCAGCAGCUGGAGGAGGACCUGCGGGGCUACAUGAGCUGGAUCACGCAGGGCGAGGUCAUGGACGUCGAGGACUUGAGAGAAGGGAAGCUGUCUUUGGAUGAAGGUGGCUCCGACACGGAGAGCCUGUAUGAAAUCGAAGGCUUGAACAAACUCAUCCAGUUCAUCCGACACUGGAGGCAGUGGAACCGCAUCUUUCGCUGGAAGUGCCAUGACAUAGUGAAAUCCAAGGUCUUCUAUUGGCUGGUGAUCCUGAUUGUUGCCCUCAACACCCUGUCCAUUGCCUCAGAGCACCACAACCAGCCUCUCUGGUUGACCCAUCUGCAAGACGUUGCCAACCGUGUGCUGCUGGGCCUCUUCACCAUCGAGAUGUUGAUGAAGAUGUACGGGCUGGGCCUGCGCCAGUACUUCAUGUCCAUCUUCAACCGCUUCGACUGCUUCGUGGUGUGCAGCGGCCUCCUGGAGAUCCUGCUGGUGGAGUCCGGUGCCAUGUCGCCCCUGGGCAUCUCCGUGCUCCGCUGCAUCCGCCUCCUCAGGAUCUUCAAGAUCACCAAGUACUGGACGUCGCUGAGCAACCUGGUGGCGUCCUUGCUCAACUCCAUCCGCUCCAUCGCCUCCCUGCUGCUGCUGCUCUUCCUCUUCAUCAUCAUCUUCGCCCUCCUGGGCAUGCAGCUCUUCGGGGGCAGGUAUGAUUUUGAGGACACGGAGGUGCGGCGCAGCAACUUCGACAACUUUCCCCAGGCCCUCAUAAGCGUCUUCCAGGUCCUGACGGGUGAAGACUGGAAUUCUGUGAUGUACAAUGGCAUCAUGGCGUACGGCGGGCCAUCCUACCCUGGUGUGCUUGUGUGCAUUUACUUCAUCAUCCUUUUUGUCUGCGGCAACUAUAUCCUGCUCAACGUCUUCCUGGCCAUUGCUGUUGAUAACCUGGCCGAGGCAGAGAGCCUGACUUCCGCCCAGAAGGCCAAGGCCGAGGAGAGAAAACGCAGGAAGAUGUCCAAGGGUCUCCCAGACAAGUCAGAAGAGAAAAAGUCCAUCAUGGCCAAGAAGCUGGAACAGAAACCCAAGGGUGAGGGCAUCCCCACCACCGCCAAGCUGAAAAUCGAUGAGUUUGAAUCUAAUGUCAAUGAGGUGAAGGAUCCCUACCCCUCGGCUGACUUCCCAGGGGAUGAUGAGGAAGAUGAGCCGGAGAUCCCAGUGAGCCCCCGGCCACGGCCCCUGGCCGAGCUGCAGCUGAAGGAGAAGGCUGUGCCCAUCCCAGAAGCCAGCUCCUUCUUCAUCUUCAGCCCCACCAACAAGAUCCGUGUCCUGUGUCACCGCAUCGUCAAUGCCACCUGGUUCACCAACUUCAUCCUGCUCUUCAUCCUGCUCAGCAGUGCUGCACUGGCCGCCGAGGACCCUAUCCGGGCCAAGUCUGUGAGAAAUCAGAUCCUUGGACAUUUUGAUAUCGCAUUCACCUCUGUCUUCACUGUGGAGAUUGUCCUCAAGAUGACGACCUAUGGUGCCUUCCUGCACAAGGGCUCCUUCUGCCGCAACUACUUCAACAUCCUGGACCUACUGGUGGUGGCCGUGUCCCUCAUCUCCAUGGGACUUGAGUCCAGCGCCAUCUCUGUGGUGAAGAUCCUCAGGGUGCUGAGGGUGCUCCGACCUCUCCGGGCCAUCAACAGAGCCAAGGGGUUGAAGCAUGUGGUGCAGUGCGUGUUUGUGGCCAUCCGCACCAUUGGCAACAUCGUCCUGGUCACCACCCUCCUGCAGUUCAUGUUUGCCUGCAUCGGCGUGCAGCUCUUCAAGGGCAAGUUCUUCAGCUGCACUGACUUAUCCAAGACGACAGAAGGGGACUGCAGGGGCUACUACUAUGUGUACAAGGAUGGGGACCCCACGCAGAUGGAGCUGCGUCCCCGCGAGUGGAUACACAACGACUUCCACUUCGACAACGUGCUCUCUGCCAUGAUGUCCCUCUUCACAGUCUCCACGUUCGAGGGAUGGCCUCAGCUACUGUACAGGGCCAUAGACUCACACAAGGAGGACAUGGGCCCUGUCUACAACAACCGAGUAGAGAUGGCCAUCUUCUUCAUCAUCUACAUUAUCCUCAUCGCCUUCUUCAUGAUGAACAUCUUUGUGGGCUUUGUCAUCGUCACCUUCCAGGAGCAGGGGGAGACGGAGUACAAGAAUUGUGAGCUGGACAAAAACCAGCGCCAGUGUGUGCAGUACGCCCUGAAGGCCCGGCCGCUGAGGUGCUACAUCCCCAAAAACCCAUACCAGUAUCAGGUGUGGUAUGUUGUCACCUCCUCCUACUUUGAAUACCUGAUGUUUGCCCUCAUCAUGCUCAACACCAUCUGCCUGGGCAUGCAGCACUACAACCAGUCAGAGGAGAUGAACCACAUCUCAGACAUCCUCAACGUGGCCUUCACCAUCAUCUUCACCCUGGAGAUGGUCCUCAAGCUCAUGGCAUUCAAGGCCAGGGGCUAUUUUGGAGACCCCUGGAAUGUGUUCGACUUCCUGAUUGUCAUUGGCAGCAUCAUUGACGUCAUCCUCAGCGAGAUCGACACUUUCCUGGCCUCCAGCGGGGGACUGUAUUGCCUGGGUGGAGGCUGCGGGAACGUUGACCCAGACGAGAGCGCCCGCAUCUCCAGCGCCUUCUUCCGCCUGUUCCGGGUCAUGAGGCUGAUCAAGCUGCUGAGCCGGGCAGAGGGUGUGCGCACCCUGCUGUGGACAUUCAUCAAGUCCUUCCAGGCCCUGCCCUAUGUGGCUCUGCUCAUCGUCAUGCUCUUCUUCAUCUACGCUGUCAUCGGCAUGCAGAUGUUUGGAAAGAUCGCCCUGGUGGACGGCACCCAAAUAAACCGGAACAACAACUUCCAGACCUUCCCCCAAGCUGUGCUGCUGCUUUUCAGGUGUGCAACGGGUGAGGCAUGGCAGGAGAUCCUGCUGGCCUGCAGCUACGGGAAGUUGUGUGACCCAGAGUCGGAGUAUGCCCCGGGUGAGGAGUACACAUGUGGCACCAGCUUCGCCUACUACUACUUCAUCAGCUUUUACAUGCUCUGCGCCUUCCUGAUCAUCAACCUCUUUGUGGCUGUCAUCAUGGACAACUUCGACUACCUCACGCGGGACUGGUCCAUCCUGGGCCCUCACCACCUGGAUGAGUUCAAGGCCAUCUGGGCAGAGUAUGACCCAGAGGCUAAGGGAAGAAUCAAACACCUGGAUGUCGUGACCCUGCUGAGAAGAAUCCAGCCCCCUCUGGGCUUUGGGAAGUUCUGCCCGCACCGGGUGGCAUGUAAGCGGCUGGUGGGCAUGAACAUGCCCCUGAACAGCGAUGGCACAGUCACCUUUAACGCCACACUCUUCGCCCUGGUCCGCACAGCACUCAAGAUCAAGACAGAAGGUAACUUUGAGCAGGCCAAUGAGGAGCUGAGAGCCAUCAUCAAGAAGAUUUGGAAGAGAACCAGCAUGAAGCUCCUGGACCAGGUCAUUCCUCCGAUAGGAGAUGACGAGGUGACAGUGGGGAAGUUCUAUGCCACAUUCCUCAUCCAGGAACACUUCCGGAAGUUCAUGAAACGUCAGGAGGAAUAUUAUGGGUAUCGGCCCAAGAAGGACAUUGUACAGAUCCAGGCUGGACUGCGAACCAUCGAGGAGGAGGCAGCCCCCGAGAUCCACCGCACCAUCUCAGGAGACCUGACAGCUGAGGAGGAGCUGGAGAGAGCCAUGGUGGAGGCUGCGAUGGAAGAGGGAAUAUUCCGGAGAACCGGAGGCCUGUUUGGCCAGGUGGACAACUUCCUGGAAAGGACCAACUCCCUGCCCCCCAUCAUGGCCAACCAGAGACCCCUCCAGUUUGCUGAGAUAGAGAUGGAGGAGCUGGAGUCGCCUGUCUUCUUGGAAGACUUCCCUCAAGAUCCAAGAACGAACCCUCUUGCUCGUGCCAAUACCAACAAUGCCAAUGCCAAUGUUGCCUAUGGUGACAGCAACCAUAGCAACAGCCAGAUGUUUUCUAGUGUCCACUAUGAAAAGGAGUUCCCAGGAGAGACGGAGACACGUGCUGCCAGAGGAGGAGUCCUCAUCCAACCUCACAGGACCCUGGGAGCCCACAGCAACCCAUGUGUGCAAAAGCUGGAGGGACAGCCGGCCCAGAGGGUGGUGCCUGGAGGCCAGGCACCUCCUGCCCCCUGCCAGCACCCCAGGGCAGGGCCUCCUGUGCCUGAGGGAAAGAGCUCCACACCAGGGUCUCUGCAUGAGCAAACAGCCCACGACAGGAGCACCGGGGACAGUGCUCCCAGGGGCGCAGCUCCAGCUACAGCCCAGCUGAUCCGAGAGGCUCUGGUUCGAGGGGGCCUGGACACCUUGGCAGCGGAUGCUGGCUUCAUCAUGGCAACAGGCCAUGCCCUGGCAGAUGCCUGCCACAUGGAACCAGAGGAAGUGGAAGUUGCAGCAACAGAGCUACUGAAAGGACGAGAGUCCCCAGAGGGCAUGGCCAGUGCCCUGGGAUGCCUGAGCCACGGGUCUUCCCUGGGCAGUCGGGACCAGCAUCAGGGCUCUCAGGAGACCCUUAUUCCUCCCAGACUGUGAAGCCCGCACAGUAUCAGCAUGGGCUUAGAGCUAGCGUGACCACGGGGAGGGAGAUUGCUGGAGCGAAGAAGGGUCAGCCCACCACGGUGGCCUCCCUCCUUCUCUCCCUCCCUCCCAGCAGCUACAUGCAUGGGCUGAGUGGGGUUGGUCAGGAACCACCUCAGACAGUCAGGAGGAAGUAGAUGACAGGCUCUUCCCCUCACCAGCAAAAGACAUGAUUGGAUGGAGCUUCUAAUGUCAUUCAAAAAGGCCUGGUUGGUGCCAGUGUCUGUCUGGCAGAAGGCCACUCCCACCAGCAGGGCAUUAAAUUCUCCAGUCCUGUGACACCA
Cynocephalus volans (Philippine flying lemur) is the source of this 6200-nucleotide messenger RNA. RefSeq names its product calcium voltage-gated channel subunit alpha1 S (gene CACNA1S). The record is from RefSeq and is a predicted model, not a curated record. Gene Ontology annotation, biological process: calcium ion import across plasma membrane. Gene Ontology annotation, cellular component: membrane; voltage-gated calcium channel complex. Lineage: Eukaryota; Metazoa; Chordata; Mammalia; Dermoptera; Cynocephalidae. Gene Ontology annotation, molecular function: high voltage-gated calcium channel activity. The transcript has 44 exons. Bases 253 to 5871 code for a protein of 1872 amino acids.